Molecule: messenger RNA, 5438 nt
Organism: Antechinus flavipes (yellow-footed antechinus)
Lineage: Eukaryota; Metazoa; Chordata; Mammalia; Dasyuromorphia; Dasyuridae
Gene: IRAK4
Product: interleukin 1 receptor associated kinase 4
Exons: 12
Coding region: 2479-3876 (465 amino acids)
Biological process (GO): signal transduction; protein phosphorylation
Molecular function (GO): magnesium ion binding; protein serine/threonine kinase activity; ATP binding
Source: RefSeq, a predicted model, not a curated record
UUCCCUUGAUGAGGUUCAGCAAGCACAGAGAGUUGUGGAAACCCCUUCUGGUCGGCCUGCAAGUCCUUCGUAAAUGAACCCAAAAAGUUAGACUGGCAAAAGAAAUUUAUUGUUGGAACUGAGAAGCCAGUCUUCACCUAGGAAGGCUGACUUCCUCAGAGGCAAGGUAAAGUUUCUAGCAGAGAAAUCCCGACAGAGAGAUAAAGAGGAGUGUGGUCCUGUUAAGAAAAUAGGUGAGAGAGAUAAAGAAGGAUUAACACAGAAAAGAGAAUGUCUUCUCAGUGGGCAGAGGGUCCUCGAAGGCAGUUAUGCCAAGGAGAGAGAGAGAGGUUCAUUGGCAUGGCAUGUCCUCUUUUGGCCCUCUACAAGGAAUGAGCCCCAAGUUGCCCCUUUUUAUAAUUUCAAACUUUAGCUAGGGGCUGGGUGCAGUUUGAGUUGAAAUCAGACCAAAAUCUUUGUGAAUGAAUAGAAAUUUUCCAUUUGAAUGAGUAUCACUGGACUAAUCUCCAACUCAAUAGAGGUCCAUAGGAAUCUAGAUCUCUAGCUUGGACUAAGUAGGAGUAGCCCUGGACUCAACUAGGCCCACCAAGAGAAAGAAUGAAACCACUUAUCUUGAUUCCCAAGGGCGUGUCUCUCAGGAAAGAGCUUCUCCGAGGGUUCAAGGAGUUUCCCAAGCAUUCCCCCCAAAGUCAGAAAUAGAGAGUUUCAGUAUUCCCCUUAUCAUCCUGACGUGAGGACACUUCUGUUCUAACAAUCUGUCACUGAUUCUAAAUCUUCUGGCUUUGGAAUCUGUGAUUCUGACGCCCUCUGGUCCAAGAAUGCUAUUGUUCUGUCAAUGAUUGUAAAAGUCUUUUAGCCUAGGAACAUAAUAUUUCUUCCCUUAAACUUUAGGGAAGAUAUAUUUGUGAUCCUGAGAUUCUCUUAUUGUAGUUCUGACAAUCUUGUCUGCCAGUGAUUCUAAAAUCUUCAGGCUUUAGAAUAGUCCUAGGUCUACUGGUCAGUGAUAACCAAAUUUCUGAGACCACUCUUCAAGGCCAUAUUUCUAGGCCAUAAAAUCAUUAUAUCAAUAACAUGAAGAACUAGAUAAAUGUGCCUCCUUGUUUCAAGUUCCUUGUUAAGUCCUUUGCUCUUCAGCCUGCUUCAAUUGGUAUUACAAUUCCAAUAAACUUUGCCCCUUGACAUGAAUAUAGGUUCAAGCCUGCAAAUUCUUUUGAGACACCAGUCUGCCAUCCCCAAUCUUUUGGUGUCCCUUCCCAAUCUCAACCAGGUAAACACUGUAUACAGCAACAGCAAGAUUGUGUGAUAAUCAAUUAUGAUAGACUUAGUUCUUCUCAGAAAUGUGAUGAUGCAAGACAAAUCUAAUGGACUUGGGAAGGAAAGUGCCAUCCACUUCCAGAGAGAUAUGGAAACUGAAUUCGACAGAAUCAUCCUGUUCUUACCUUUUUUUUCUCCUGUUUUGUUUUUUCUAGUAGUUUUUUCCUUUUAUUCUGAUUUCUCUCUCCCAACAUUACUCAUAUGGAAAAUGCAAUAUAUAUGUGUGUGUGUACAAGCUACAAAAAAUUAAAUUAAAAAAAUAGAAACCAAACAAAACUCUAGGCUUGGAUCAAAAGAUCAGAGUUUGGAUUCUAGCUUUCACAGCCACAUAACUAUAAGCAAUUUACUUAAACACCCGAGUUUCCGUUUCUUAGUUGUGGAAAGGACGAACUAACAUUAGCACUAAAGAGCUCACCCAGUUGCUUUUGGGAGAGGAGUUUAUUAACCUAACAGCUCCAUAUAAAUGACAGUAUGCGUUAGUCUAUACUUCCCACGAUGUGAACUAACAUCUACCUAGAGCUUCCACUACCAAACAGCUGUAAAACAUCUGUAAAGCAGUAUCCGGUAUUAAAAAAAGUCGCUCAGAUACGACUCCUUUACUUUAUAUUAAAGGUCCAAUUUUCGCUUAUUUCUAAAUUCUUCUCUCCAACUCGCCCAAGGGCCUUAGGACUGCGCUUUGAAAUUAGGAUCAAAGAACCAACUAAAGCUUUCUCCCCGCCUGGGCCUCCACAGCCCAGACAGCAAGCGCGGCCCAGGACGCACCCGAAAGGAAGCCCUAGCCUUCCGGCUCUCGGCGCGCAUGCCUAGGUUGCUACAGAGGAAAGACUUUUACGACCCGAUUGGCAGAUUUUUUUUGCUAAUCGUUUGGGUUUAAAGGUGCCUCCCUCCCUAGGGCUGGGCCGGCCUGAACAGCGGUAGUUUCAGUUUUUCUGGAGCUAAUGCGGAAGGGAAAUGAGGGCUCCUCUGACUAGAGAGCGGCUCGCCUCUCCCGGUAUCCGGCCCUUCGCGGAGGGCUCCUGUGGGCGGCUGCGCAGACAGAGCUCAGGAUUUUAGGUUGCCCCAGAAUUUUAUAUGAACUGCAAAGAGUGGAUCUAUGAAGUUUUAAAUAUAAACUAUAUAAAUAUUGAUAUUUGAUGAGAAACUUCCUUAUCUUAUUAAGAGAAGAUGAACAAAACAAUAACUUCAUCAACAUAUGUUAGAUGCCUAAAUGUUGGCCUAAUUAGGCAACUGGCAGAUUUUAUUGAUCCUCAGGAAGGAUGGAAGAAAUUAGCAGUUGACAUAAAAAAGCCUUCUGGAGACAGUAGAUAUAACCAAUUUCAUAUAAGGAGAUUUGAAAGCUUAUUUCAGACUGGAAAGAGUCCUACUAGUGAACUACUUUUUGACUGGGGAACCACAAAUUGUACAGUUGGAGACCUUGUAGAUCUUUUAAUCAGAAAUGAAUUUUUAGCACCAGCACGUCUAUUGCUGCCAGUUCACUUUGCAGAUAGUGUUCCAGAAAUUGAUCAUAUACUCCCACAAGAAGAAAUAGCCACUCAAAACAAAUUGCUGCCUCCUUAUGACAAAGAAAAGACACAUGUGAAACCCUUAUUUAAUCAGAAUCCUGAACAAAUCUCUUCACCUCUGAACUCUUCAAGUCCAGACAUGAAAAGUUUAGAAGUUAGUGAUACACGUUUCCAGAGUUUUUCAUUUUAUGAAUUGAAAAAUGUUACAAAUAACUUUGAUGAGCUCCCUAUAUCAGCUGGUGGAAACAAAAUGGGAGAGGGAGGCUUUGGAGUUGUAUAUAGGGGCUAUAUCAAUAACAGAAUUGUGGCAGUGAAGAAACUUACAACUAUGGCUGAUAUGUGUACUGAAGAAUUAAAACAACAAUUUGACCAAGAAAUAAAAAUAAUGGCAAAGUGUCAACAUGAAAACUUAGUAGAACUACUUGGUUUCUCAAGUGAUAGUGAUAACUUCUGUUUGGUGUAUGUCUAUAUGCCCAAUGGUUCGUUGCUUGACAGAUUAUCUUGUCUGGAUGGCACUGCACCACUUUCCUGGUACACAAGAUGCAAAAUUGCUCAAGGUACAGCUAAUGGCAUCUAUUAUUUACAUACAAACCAUCAUGUUCAUAGAGAUAUUAAAAGUGCAAAUGUUUUACUUGAUGAGAACUUCAUACCCAAGGUUUCUGACUUUGGACUUGCACGAACUUCUGAAAAAUUUAACCAAACUGUCAUGACUAGUAGAAUUGUGGGAACAACAGCCUAUAUGGCACCUGAAGCUUUGCGAGGAGAGAUAACACCUAAAUCUGACAUUUAUAGCUUUGGUGUGGUCUUACUAGAAAUAAUAACCGGACUUCCAGCUGUAGAUGAGCAACGUGAACCUCAAUUAUUGUUAGAUAUCAAAGAGGAAAUUGAAGAUGAAGAAAAGCAUAUUGAAGAUUAUAUUGACGCAAAAAUGAAUGAUGUGGAUUCUACUUCUAUUGAAAAUAUGUAUUCUAUUGCUAGUCUUUGUCUUCAUGAAAAGAAAAAUAAGAGACCAGACAUUGAGAUGGUAAAACAGCACCUCCAAGAAAUGACAUCAUUCUGAUUUCCUAAGAUGUUUUAAGAUACUUUCUAAAUUAACCCUGGAGAUUGACUCCCGGGUUUGUUAGUCCAGAAAAAAAAUUUUUUUAACAUAUAAAGUUUUUGGAGCUUCAUCCUCUACAUCAGAACCUACAUUUUUAAAUUUUAACUUAUUUUAAAUUUUUCUUGCCUCACAAGCUGGCUAUUAUAGUCAGACUUUGAGCCUACAUCAACUUGUACCUCUCUUUAGGAACAUUUUUUUACCCUAUUAUAUUUGAAGUUUAAUAGAAUAAAAUUUAAAUUUUAUUACAGUUUACCAGUGGAUCAAAAAAAUCCUUAAUUUUACAGUAUUUUUUCUCCUGCUAUGUAGUAUACAAUUAGAUUUGAUCUUUUUUGCUAUAGUAAAUAUGAUUCAAGGAAUAGCUUUAAUCAUUUUUUUCUAUAUUUAGCAUAGAUCAUUAAUUUUUAAAAUUGUUGCAAUAGAAAUUAAGGCAAAGGCACCUUCAAUUCCAAACACAUUCAAUUUAUUAGUAAGGCUAUCAAUUACCAAUAAGAGGGUCUAGAUUUUUCAGUCAAAAGAGGUAAGAAGAGUUUAUAGAUUUUAUUUGGGAAAUAGAAGAAAACAAAAGAUAGGAACCAUAAAGCUAUGGUUGCAAAUUCUGAAGUGUCAUAGAUGAUGGAUAACAACACCAAUGAACAGAAAUCAGAAAUGCUGGACUUUAAACAGUCCAAAAGCCCCUUGGUGGUAUCCACUUGUGUGGACAUCCAGACUUUCAUGAAGGACAGCCAGAAUUACAAAGAUAACAGACUUUUUUACACCCACCUGGAUCUUUAUUCAGAGAAAAAGAAACAUAGUUUAGGUAAUUUUACAACAUGUUGGGGGUUAUAUAGAAUAUAAUCAGUUACAGAAUGGAAUCAGAAUCAAUUUCAUUAUCAUAAUGUGAAUUGAUUUAACCAUUUUGGAAAUCAGUUUGGAAUUAUGUUAAGAAAGGAACUGUUCCAGAGAUCUGACUACUAGGGAGGUUUUAAAAAUGUGAAGUUUCAUAUAUGCCAAAAUAAGCAUAGCAGCAUUUUCUGGGAUAGCAAAAAACUAAUUCCCAUUCACUGGAGAAUGAAUAAAUACAUUUUGGUCUGAAAUAUAGUUGUAAUAUGCAGAAGGAAACAAAUAUAAUGAAUGGAGAGAGGUGUGGGAAGAUAUGAGAAAUAAUGCUAUGAAAAUAACUAAUAAAACAAUAUACACAAAGGCUACAACAAAAAAAAGAGAAAGCACAAAGGCCAUAAAAAUGAAUUUUGUAUAAUUACAAUGAAGAAACUUGCCUCCAAAGAUCAUCUAAGAAAAUAUGCCUCCUUUUUUAGAGAAGUGAGUAUUGAGAAACUGGGUAUAGAGCAUUGCUACAAUGUUAUACUUGCUUGAUAUGUCCAUUUGUUUUGCUGAAAUGUUUCUUUUAUAUUUUUAUAUAUAUGUAUGCAUAUUUUCUGUUACAAAAGAUAUUUCUCAGUAGAGGGGGAGGGAGGAAGAGGAUAAUAGUUGUAAAUGAAAGUGAUUUUAAAACAAAAUGUACAAAUAAAAAUCAAUCUUAAAAAUCA